Messenger RNA from Tupaia belangeri chinensis (Chinese tree shrew), 1722 nucleotides. RefSeq names its product integrin beta-2. Gene Ontology annotation, molecular function: integrin binding; protein kinase binding; amyloid-beta binding. The record is from RefSeq and is a predicted model, not a curated record. Gene Ontology annotation, cellular component: focal adhesion; cell surface; integrin complex. Gene Ontology annotation, biological process: neutrophil chemotaxis; cell-matrix adhesion; leukocyte cell-cell adhesion. NCBI's taxonomy places the organism in Eukaryota, Metazoa, Chordata, Mammalia, Scandentia, Tupaiidae.
AAACUCACCGAGAUCAUCCCCAAGUCGGCUGUCGGGGAGCUGUCCGAGGAUUCCAGCAACGUGGUACAGCUCAUCAAGAAUGCCUACAAUAAACUCUCCUCCAGGGUCUUUCUGGACCACAACACCCUCCCCGACAACCUGAAGGUGACCUACGACUCCUUCUGCAGCAACGGGGUGUCCCUCAUGAACCAGCCCAGAGGGGACUGUGAUGGUGUGCAGAUCAACGUCCCGAUCACUUUCCAGGUGAAGGUCACAGCCACAGAGUGCAUCCAGGAGCAGUCCUUCACCAUCCGGCCGCUGGGCUUCACGGACACAGUGACCGUGCGGGUCCUUCCCCAGUGUGAGUGCCAGUGUCGGGACCAGAGCCAGGACCGCAGCCUCUGCAGUGGCAAGGGCUCCCUGGAGUGUGGUAUCUGCAGGUGCGACGCCGGCUACAUCGGGAAAAACUGUGAGUGCCAGACGCAGGGCCGCAGCAGCCAGGAGCUGGAAGGGAGCUGCCGGAAGGACAACAACUCCAUCAUCUGCUCAGGGCUGGGGGACUGCAUCUGCGGGCAGUGUGUGUGCCAUGCCAGCGACGUCCCCAACAAGCAGAUCUUCGGGCAGUACUGCGAGUGCGACAACGUCAACUGUGAGCGCUACGACGGCCAAGUCUGUGGUGGCGAGAAGAGGGGGCGCUGUUCCUGCGGCAAGUGCUACUGUGCGGAGGGCUACGACGGCUCGGCCUGCCAGUGCCAGAAGUCCACCGAGGGCUGCCUGAACCAGAGGCGUGUGGAGUGCAGUGGCCGUGGCCGGUGCCUCUGCAACGUGUGCGAGUGUGAAGAUGGCUACCAGCCGCCCCUGUGCCAGGAGUGCCCCGGCUGCCCCUCACCCUGCGGCCGCUAUGUCUCUUGUGCUGAGUGCCUGAAAUUUGACAAGGGCCCCUUUGGGAAGAACUGCAGUGCCCAAUGUCGGAACCUGCACCUGCUGGACAGCCCCAUAAGGGGCAAGACAUGCAAGGAGCGGGACUCGGAGGGCUGCUGGAUGACCUACACACUGCGGCAGCUGGAUGGGAAGGACAGAUACGAAGUCCACGUAGAUGAGAACCGAGAGUGUGUGGAAGGCCCCAAUAUCGCUGCCAUCGUAGGGGGCACUGUUGCUGGUGUGGUGCUGAUUGGUGUCCUCCUCCUGGUCAUCUGGAAAGCCCUGACACACCUGAGUGACCUCCGGGAGUACAAGCGCUUUGAGAAGGAGAAGCUCAAGUCCCAGUGGAACAAUGAUAACCCCCUUUUUAAGAGUGCUACCACAACAGUCAUGAAUCCUAAGUUUGCUGAGAGUUAGGAGCACUUGGUGAAGACAAGACCAUCUGGACCAACCAGCUGGGACCCCUCGAAGUAUCUUCCCCAUCAUGCAAUAGUGACAUGGCUUAAACUCCUGACAGCAUCUCCAGCUAGUCAAAAUCCCACUGUUUUUCUGCCCUCCAAAUGACAGAUAUGGCCCCAAUGGAAGGACUGGCCUCCCCCUUCUGGCCUGUACACACUUUCUGUAGAGACUUGAGCAAGGAUGGCUGAAGUAUGAUAAGGUUUGAUGCAUGUUUUCUGUGUAAAAUUUGGAGAGCAGUCUGAUGAGAAGUGGCACGGAUAUAUUUAUAUUCAGACUCAUUGGGAUAUAAAACUAUGCAACACUGAUUAAAUUUAACCAGUCAUGUGUUUAAAAAAUAAAUAAAAUGUCUACACAAGCUGUUAA